AUGUUCAAGGACAGCAGGAGGUUCAUCCUGGACAGGUCGGUGUUCGACCUGGUGGAAGCUCACCUGUGCCUGUCGCUGACCGACUCCCGGCUGCUCAGCUGGUACUGGACUCUGUCUCCGGAGGACAGGAGGAUCAUCCAGGACGGAGGAGGUUUCCAGCAGUUCCUGCAGAGACAUCCUGCCUUAGAGCUGUCCAAGCAUCACGUCUACAUCAAGUACACGCCUCGCACACAUCUGGAGCUGGAGAUGUUUCCCAGUGAUCUAACUCUGCUGAAUGAAGGACAUCUCUGUGACGAGUUCUGCCGCAACGACCAGCCGGUUCACCUUCAGGAGAGCUUCCAUCUGACCUCCAGCAGCCCCGUCACAGAGAGUCUGCAGACGGUCCACAGACUGAGCAGCAGUGCAGCUGUGUGCAGAGAUCCUUCGGUGCUGGCUGGAUUCACUCUGGACCUGGAGAUGGACCGAUGCAGACACAGCUCAGACUGGCCAACAGCCCAUAAGGAACCUUCUGACUUCAGCAGUGACAGAAUCAGGACGGACGCUUCAGAACACAGCGACGUGAACGUGGUCCGGUCAGAGCAGCUGCAGCAGACCAGCAGCUGUUCAGAGGAGAACACCAGAAAGGACGGACGUCAGGGGUUCCUGCUGCAGGGGGAAGAGCUCCCCGGUGGUGAAGAUCAGGCCCACGCCGUCCACAGCAUCAUGGAGGACGACCUGAGCAUCCUCCUCUGUGCAGCCAACAGCGACGCUCUGAAGUCCGACCAGCCUCCCGUCGGUGGCGACGCCUCGGAGGAGUUCAGCUGCCCUCCCUCCUGUGACGCUGAGCUGCUGCCGAGCUCGUCAACCUUCACUCAAACCAACGGCCCAGAAACAGCCGACAAGAACGUCAUCACUGAAGUCCACAUGGCGGAUCUGGACUAUCUGGCUGAGGAGUUCAUCAAACUCAAGACGUCUCAAGGGCUGAAAGAGCAAAAAGAGAGAAUGAAAAGGAAACCGUGUGACUGUACUGAGCGUGCUCAGAAGGCCGCGCUGAGCCUCUUGGAGCUGCAGUACAACAUGUGCAAGCUGCACUGCUGGAGACUCUACUGCCCUUCUGCUGAGGAAAACCAGCUCAGCUCAGCGGACAAAGGUCCUCCUGCAAACAUCUCAGGUGUUCUGGAGAAGCUGGACUCUGACUAUAAGGCCAUGAGGUGCGAGAUCCUGGCUGGAGUUCCUCUGGAGCAGCUGAAGCCUCUGCCUGUGGACUCUGACAAGAUCAUCCCCGGAGCCAGUUACAGCCCUGCACAGGUCGUUGGUGAUGUGUUGGGAACGGCGUCUUCCUGGACGUCUGAGGAACCUGAGCAGCUUCCCACAGCAGCAGGACGCAGCACAAGUCGUAAUGGUGAAAACAGAAACAGCAGCCAGCUUGUUCAGAGGAAAGAAAAGCAGGUCAAGAAGAAAAGCGGCAAAGCAGGAAGAGCUGCAGCUCUGAUGCUGCGGGACAGAAGUGACCUCCACGACGACAAGCAGGAAGGAAAGCAGACGGCUGUCAGCGACGAUUCGAGCAGAGGCGAGCUGUGGUUCGAUGCCGAGGAGCAUCUGGAGCUUCCUGAGGCCGGACAGAACCUCACAGCCGACGAGUCCGUCCCAGAGGAGGCUGAAGGCCCACCGCUGUGUGUUUCCAACCCGCCCAGCGGCGUGACGGAGCCUCCUGGUGGCUGCAGCAUCAGGAGCAGGAAGCUGGUGUUCGUCUCGCCCUCGGCUGGAGGAACCCAGCACUAAGGCACCAUGGCCAGCUUCGACACCCUGAUGGCCGAGCCGCUGCAGCGCCACCCGAGGAUCGUGGAUGCUCUGGUGGAGCUGAGGAUGAGGUAUCCGGGCGUCCUGACCGGCCUCCCUCUGCAGACCAUCAGGGAGAUGACCUCCAGGCCAGAUGCUGCCUCACGGCCUCAUAGAGCUUCAACAUGUCUGCUGUUACCUGAGAUCUGUUGGCAGUGA
Molecule: messenger RNA, 1977 nt
Organism: Stegastes partitus (bicolor damselfish)
Lineage: Eukaryota; Metazoa; Chordata; Actinopteri; Pomacentridae
Source: RefSeq, a predicted model, not a curated record